Molecule: messenger RNA, 2051 nt
Organism: Asparagus officinalis (garden asparagus)
Lineage: Eukaryota; Viridiplantae; Streptophyta; Magnoliopsida; Asparagales; Asparagaceae
Exons: 3
Coding region: 143-1933 (596 amino acids)
Source: RefSeq, a predicted model, not a curated record
GAGACCCCCCGCUAAAUUCUUGAAACCCUAAACCCUAGCGCACCGAUCUCCCCUCAUCGCGCUGCCAUCGAGACGAUCCAAGGUAGGUUUUCCAAGCUCAAUUUCGUAGGAGAAGGGAGCCGUGAAUUUCUAUUUAAAAAAAAUGCAGUCCGUACAUUGUAGCUGGGCUGGGAGAACAUUUGGUAUAGCUAGAUGCAGUAGCAGUGAUUCUGGCGACAAGAAGCCACGGAGUAGACGAACAAAAGAGGAGAGGAAAACGAUGGUUGAGUCCUUUGUAAAGAAGUACCAAAGUUUGAACAAUGGAAAAUUCCCAUCACUUAAUCUAACACACAAGGAAGUUGGUGGAUCCUUUUAUAUUGUACGGGAAAUUGUGAGAGAGAUCAUUCAGGAGAACAGAGUUCUAUGUCCCGGAAACUCAACUUCCAAAGCACUAAAUCUUGAAUAUGGCCCCGAAGAAAUGACAGGAGACUCUUUUGCCAUGGACACAUCCGCACCAUUGUCUAUAUCAACUAUCAAUCUUGCAGUCAACCAAGAACAAGGAGAGAGUUUUUCUUUGUCUAAUGAUGAGAAAAGGACGAGUUCAGAAAUUAUCGAAAUAGAGAAGUCUGUCAACCAAGAAUAUAUGGAAACUGAUCCAAAUAUUACUUUUGUAUCACAAGUUCUGGAUGGUGAACAAGACCAUGCGAUUUCUACUGGUUAUCCAAAUGAGAAGUUGGAGAAUGCGAGUAAUGUGGUAUCCAACAUUGGUGAACUAUCAGGGGUAAGAGAUGAAAAGUUGGGAGUUUAUGAAAAAACACACGCUGAAGUUUCAGUUUUCAGUCCAGAAAAUUCCAGUAAGUUUGAGAAACUGGUUCCCUCGUAUGAAACUGUGUCUACGACUCCUCUCCAGUCUGAAUCUGACCUGGAUGGUGAAGAAUACCAUGAAAAUUUUAAUGGUACAUAUAUCAAUGAGAAGCUGGAGAAUUUAAGUUAUGAGGAACCCAACCUUAGCAGACUAUCUGGGGUGAUGUAUGAGAAGUUAGGAGUUUCUGAACAAACACGUGGAGAAGUUCAAGUUCACAGCUCAGAAAAUUCUGGAAAGGUUGAGAGUCUAGCCGGUUCUGUGACUUCUCCACUAAUCGAAUAUAGCAGUGAUAGCGAACAAUACCAUGGGAUUUCCAAUGGUUCUCUUUUAAAUGGAAUGUUGGAGAGUUGUAAGGAUGACAACCUUGGCAAACGAUCAGGGUCAGAAAAUGAUAAUGUAGAGGUUUCUGAACAAACACAUGCUGAAGUUCAAGUUCACAGUCCAGAAAUUUCUGAAAAGGUGGCAUCUAUGACUCAUCCCAUGUUUGAUUCCAAAAUUGGUAUGACAGGAUCAAUUGAUUCUCCAUCACCAAGCAGUUCUCUUCCACUGUCAGAUAACUUCUUCAGAACCAGUAUUUGUCCAGAUCCACUAACAGCUUGUGCUUCUCUUAGUGGUGGAGAAGAUCGUCCACUAUCAUCAGCUGAUGCCGUGACUAGCAAUCCAGGUAAAUCUCAGAAUUCAAUAGGCAUGACAACUUCCCUUGAGGUACCAAAAACGUCUGAUUCUGAUGAAGUGAGUGUAGCAUUCAUGCCAUUUGAAAAAGGUUCUGUCAUAAACAAGUCAGAAACAACAGAAACGCUAUCAUCCAUUGUCGCUGAUGAAAUAUCAGAUGCAAACCCCUGUAGACAACUUUCAUUUGAAAAAGAUACUGUAGCAGGCAUGCCAGAAAUGACAGGAACACUAAUGUCUGCUGAUAUUGAUGAAGUAUCAACCAAAAUGAAUGGAUCCAUACAACAGAACUUAGAGUCCCCUGCAUUGGGAGGUAGGGGACUUUUGGUAAGUUUCAAUACCAUAGCCUGCUGUAUAUUUGGUUUGAGUUUACAUCUUUUAUGUUACUUGGUAGUUAAUUUUUAUCUUUGCAUGUGUUGAAAGUUGUUUGUGAUACCAUCUUAUGAAGUAUUUCUUUAAGAUGUACGAGUAAAUAAUAAUUGCAUAAUUCAAAGAGUUGCACGUGCAUUUAUUGAAGGUGCGCAUAAAUUCUUGUCCU